Solanum lycopersicum (tomato) is the source of this 2236-nucleotide messenger RNA. Its product is annotated as premnaspirodiene oxygenase-like. The record is from RefSeq and is a predicted model, not a curated record. NCBI's taxonomy places the organism in Eukaryota, Viridiplantae, Streptophyta, Magnoliopsida, Solanales, Solanaceae. Gene Ontology annotation, molecular function: oxidoreductase activity, acting on paired donors, with incorporation or reduction of molecular oxygen; heme binding; monooxygenase activity.
UACGACAUUAUUUUUGGAGAGUCGGAUCAACAUAGAAUUCAACAGUGAGGUUUAUUUUUGUUGUUGAUCUUUAUCUGUUUCUGUUGUUGUGUAAAUUAUGUAUUUGAUUACGAGUGGAGGUGCCAAAAUAAAGAAAAGACCAAAAAAAAAAGUAUAAUCAAAUGUUCUUAAAAUUAAUAUUACUGAGGAUACGAGUAUGAUGCUGCUGACAAAUUAACAUGAGUAAUGUAUAUAUAGCUCGUAGUUAAUUCCAAAUAAAACCAGAUAUUUUAGCAGCCGACACUGCAUCGGCAAAUAGAUUUUGUCAUGCAAAUAUGUGGCAGGACGUGAAGAUCCAUUAAUCAAUAGGAAAUCGUCUUGGAGGCUCUACGUGUGGCUGGAAAAUAAGGUAUGAGUGUAAUAUAUGUCAUAAUCUUGUUAGAAGCUAAGUAAAAAAAAAGGUUUUUCUAAUAAAAGCAUAAAAAACAAGUUUCGACAUUUCAAUCCUUCCCACCGCCACCCCCAAUUUUAUUUCAUAGUGUUUGUUUACAUUAUAUAAUCUUCUUACCAACCACAAGCCUAACUCAUGGACAAUAGCCCUCCACAACAAAUUAAAGCUUUGAGCUUGAGAUUUGAGAGACACGCCUCACUUAGCUUUAGCUAUCUAAUGGAGUUCCAAUUUCCAUUCAAUAUCAUUUUCUUAUUCCUCUUCCUAUCAUUCCUCUAUUUACUACUUGUGGAAUGGAAAAAAUCAAGAAACUUAAACAAAAAACUUCCUCCAGGACCAUGGAAAUUGCCUUUCUUAGGAAGUCUACAUCACUUGGCAAUAGGUGGACUUCCCCAUCAUGCACUCACAAAAUUGGGCAAAAAAUAUGGGCCUCUCAUGCACCUUCAACUAGGGGAAAUUUCUACGGUCGUAGUUUCUUCGAUGGACAUGGCGCGAGAGGUAUUGAAAACUCAUGACCUUGCUUUUGCAUCGAGGCCUAAAUUAGCAUCCAUCGACAUAAUAUGUUACAAGAGCACGGACAUUGUGUUUAGUCCGUACGGAGAAUAUUGGAGACAAAUGCGUAAAGUAUGUGUCAUGGAACUACUCACCGCCAAGAAUGUCCGGUCCUUUAGUUCCAUCUUGCACGACGAGGCAUCUCGUCUCGUGCAAUUCAUCCAGUCAUCGACACAUGGUGAGCCAAUAAACAUUACGGAACGGAUUUUAUGGUACACGAGUUCAAUUACAUGUAAGACAGCAUUUGGGGAUCAAUUGUUGAAAGACCAAGAGAAAUUCAUUCAAAUGGUGAAGAAAUUGGUGGAAUUGGCAAGUGGAUUUAGUUUGGCUGACAUUUUCCCUUCAAUCAAGAUCCUUGGUGUACUAACUGGAGCAAGGAGUAGAAUCUUGAAAGUUCACAAAAAUGUUGAUGCUAUUGUUGAGGAUGUUAUCAAUGAGCACAAGAAGAAUCUUGCAAGUGGUAAAAAGGGAAAUGGUGCAUUUGGAGGUGAAAAUUUAGUUGAUGUUCUUAUAAGAUUAAUGGGAAGUGGGGAACUCAAAAUCCCAAUCACCAAUGACAACAUCAAAGCAAUUAUGGUUGACUUGUUCUCUGCGGGAACAGAAACUUCAUCAACAACAGCAACAUGGGCUAUGACAGAAAUGAUGAGGAACCCAAGGGUGUUAAAAAAGGCACAAGCAGAAGUAAGAGAAGCAUUCAAAGGGAAAGAAACUUUCGAUGAGGAUGUUAUUGAGGAAUUGAAAUAUCUAAGACAAGUUGUUAAAGAAACCUUAAGACUUCAUCCUCCAGUCCCUCUCUUAGCCCCCAGAGAAUGCAGGGAAGAAACAAACAUCAAUGGAUACACCAUCCCAUUAAAAACAAGAGUCAUGGUUAAUGUUUGGUCGAUGGGAAGGGACCCAAAGUAUUGGGAAGAUGCGGAAAGCUUUAUACCUGAGAGAUUCGCGCGCAGCUCUGUGGAUUUCUUGGGGAAUAACUUUGAGUAUCUUCCUUUUGGUGCCGGAAGGAGAAUGUGUCCUGGAAUUACAUUUGGUUUGUUCAAUGUUUAUCUUCCACUAGCCAAAUUGCUCUAUCAUUUUGAUUGGAAAUUACCUGAUGGUCAGAAGCCAGAGGAUGUGGACAUGACUGAGCUCUCUGCAAUAACUGCAGCAAGAAAGAGUGAGCUUUACUUGAUUGCCACUCCUUAUCAUCCUUCUCAAUAAUAAUAUUUGAUACAAGUUAAGACAACAGUGAGGGUCUUUUUCUCCUCUUUUCUUUUUUGA